This is a messenger RNA of Centrocercus urophasianus (Greater sage-grouse), 8116 nucleotides long. It is a transcript of the gene FYCO1, whose product is annotated as FYVE and coiled-coil domain autophagy adaptor 1. Gene Ontology annotation, biological process: plus-end-directed vesicle transport along microtubule; positive regulation of autophagosome maturation. The coding region runs from base 262 to 4944 and encodes 1560 amino acids. Gene Ontology annotation, molecular function: metal ion binding. NCBI's taxonomy places the organism in Eukaryota, Metazoa, Chordata, Aves, Galliformes, Phasianidae. The transcript has 19 exons. The record is from RefSeq and is a predicted model, not a curated record. Gene Ontology annotation, cellular component: autophagosome; late endosome; lysosome.
AUGACAGGGGCGCUUUUGCCGGACGGGUCUGUCUCCAGACCAGGUGCCAGGAUCGCAGCCGGCCCUCCUCCCUGUACGUUGUGCAACAGGCGGCGAGGAGAAUAAGCGAGGCUUUGGCGAAAGGCGUGAGCGCCCGAAUUGCAGGUGUCACAGAGAAGAAUAAUCGUCAUCAGCCCCAAUGAUCAUCAAGAAUAUGAACUUUGUUAUCUAGAUGGAAGAAAAGAUUAACAGCCCAGAAGGGGAGCCCUUUUGGUUUUCAAGAUGGAGGCAGCUACUGGUGAAAGCCAACUGCAGCGAAUUAUCAGGGACUUGCAAGAUGCUGUGGCUGAAUUAAGUAAAGAAUUUAAAGAAGGAGGGGAACCAAUCACAGAUGACAGUGUCAACUUGCAAAAAUUCUCCUACAAGCUUGAAUAUCUUCUACAGUUUGACCAGAAAGAAAAAAGCACAUUGCUGGGGAACAGAAAAGACUACUGGGAUUAUUUCUGUGACUGUCUGGCAAAAGUCAAAGGAGCUAACGAUGGAAUUCGCUUUGUCAAGUCUAUCACGGAACUGCGAACAUCUCUUGGGAAAGGAAGAGCAUUUCUGCGUUACUCCCUCGUUCAUCAAAGGCUUGCAGAUACCUUACAGCAGUGUUUUAUGAACACCAAGGUGACCAGUGACUGGUACUAUGCACGAAGCCCAUUUCUGAAUCCCAAAAUGAGUUCUGACAUUGUGGGUCAACUCUAUGAGCUCACUGAUGUUCAGUUUGACUUGGCAUCACGAGGCUAUGAUUUAGAUGCUGCUUGGCCAGCAUUUGCCAGGAGGACGCUGUCCUCACUUGGAUCUUCAGCAUACUUAUGGAAGCCCCCAAGUCGCAGUUCCAGCAUGAGCAGCUUAGUGAGCAAUUACUUGCAGGCUCCAGAAUUUCCCUCCAGCCCUGAUGCAAAUAACUCACUAAAUGCUGAACACUUUGAGGGCUUUGAAGAGAUGCGUGUAGAACUUGACCAGGCUGAGCUAAGGCAGAAGGAACUUCAGAGAAGUAUUCACCAGCUAGAAUUGGAAAACCAGGAGCUCCAGGCAGCUGUCAGCCUUCAGAAAGAACAGUUGCAGCUGGAAAAAGAGAAGAGCAAUAACUACAGUGAGGAGAACUCCCGGCUGACAAAGAUGAUCACAGAGUUACAGAAGCAGUGUGAGGUUUCACACUCCACUCAAAGCACUGUUCAUGACCUGCAGAAAUGCCUUCAAUCGCUGGAACUGAAUGCCGUGGAGCAGCAGAAGGAAUAUUCAACAAAGCUGGCGCAGUUGGCAACCAGUAAGGAGGAUUAUGCCUCAAAACUGCAGCUGUUGAAUGAGGAGUUGGAGGUCUGUAGGGCUUUAGUUGCUAUGAAGGAGCUUUGCAUUGAUGAGCUUAAAGCAAAGCUAAGUUCCACAGAACAGAAGAAUCUCAACCUCCUUGCAAAAGUUGAUGCUGCCUUAGAGGAAAAAGGACAGCAAGCUAUGGCCCAGUGUGACUCUGCCCUACAGAUACAGGCAUUAUUAGAGAAGCUUCAGCAGACAGAAAAGGAAAAGGCAGAGAUGCAAAUACUCAGUGAUGAACACACAUAUCAGCUGAAAACUGCAAAAGAACAGCUGCAGCUGAAAGAAGAGGCGCAGAAGGAACUGGAGUGCAGAUAUAAUCGCCUUGCUGCUGAUUCCAGAGAAGAGAGUGAAAAGCUGCUGAGGAGCAUGGAAACCAUGGAAAAGGAAAUGGAUGCACUUCAGAAGGCCCUGACCCUGAAAGAAAAGGAGAUGGCUGAGCUCCAGACCCAGGUAAUGGGGUCGCUGGCUCAGGUGGGGUCACUGGAAAAAGAUCUUGAGGAGGCAAGGAAAGAAAAAGAGAAACUCAAGGAGGAGUAUGGUAAGAUGGAAGAGGCACUUAAGGAGAAAGCCCAGUCACAAGCAGAAAAAUUUGAACAACAGGAGGGUCAUUUAAAAAAGGUGAGUGAGACUGUGUGUAGCCUUGAGGAGCAAAAGCAGAAGCUCUUGUAUGAGAAAGAGGAUCUCAGACAGAAAGUCAAGGAGCUAGAGGAUCAGAUGAAGCAGCAAAACUCUGCAGUAAAUGAAAUGAGUGAGGAGAGCAGGAAGCUGAAAACUGAGAAUGCAGAUUUGCAGCAGUCCAAGAAGAAGAUGGAAGAGAAGCUGAAAAAUCUGGAAGCCUCUAAAGAUUCUCUGGAAGCCGAGGUGGCCAGGCUGAGGGCCUCUGAGAAACAGCUUCAGAGUGAGAUAGAUGAUGCCCUUGUGUCAGUUGAUGAAAAAGAGAAGAAGCUCCGAAGCCAGAAUAAACAGCUGGAUGAAGAUUUGCAGAAUGCCAGGAGACAAAGCCAAAUUCUGGAGGAGAAAUUAGAGGCUCUGCAUUCAGACUAUAGAGAAUUAAAGGAAAGAGAAGAGACCACCAAGGAAUCUUAUGCCUCACUUGAAGGACAGCUGAAGAGUGCUAAACAACACAGUUUACAAGUAGAAAAAAGCUUGGACACUUUGAAGGAGAGCAAGGAGUCACUCCAGUCACAGCUUGCAGAGAAGGAAGUACAGCUACAAGGCAUGGAGUGCCAAUGUGAGCAGCUAAGAGAAGAAGCUGAAAGACAUAGGAAGAAAGCUGAGACUCUUGAGGUAGAAAAGCUCAGUGUUGAAAAUACAUGCCUUCAGCAGACAAAGCUUAUUGAAUCCCUCACAUCAGAAAAGGAAUCAAUGGAAGAGCACCAACUACAGCAGGCAGCUUCUCUGGAGAAAGAUGCAAAAGAGCUGGCCUCCAGGCUUACAGUAAGUGAAGAGCAGCUGCAGGUCAACCGAGAUGAAGUGUCUAGACUGCAAACAGAACUCCUUGACGUGCGAGUCAAGCUUCAGCAGACCACUGAUGAGAGAGAGCAGUUGAAAAGUGAGCUGGCAAUCAAAGAACCUGUCUUGGGGGAGCAGAAAGUGCUUGUCCAGCAGCUGAAAGAGCAAAUAGAGUCCCUCAACAGAAACCACGUGCAAGAACUGGUGCAAUGGAAAGAAAGAGAAGAAGUGCUGAAAAGAGAACAGGAGACAGUAGCCCUUCAAAAAACUGAGCUGGAAGAUAAUUUGCUGAGUCUAAAGGAAGAACUCUCCAAGGUUAAGCAGUAUUUGGAAGCUGCUAGAAUGGAAAAUGUAGAAAACAAAGAUCUCCUCCAUAGGACCAACACAGAUAUGGCUGAACUCGGUAUUCAGAUUUGUGCCUUGUCCUCUGAGAAGGUGGAUGCAGAAGAGCAGUUAGCCCAGGCCAAAGAGAGGCUCAAAGAAUUGGAAGAACAGGCAGCAGCGCAACAGGAGAAACUGAAGCAUGACAUUUCUAGUCUCAGACAGGAGAACAGGAGCCUACAAGAGAAACUAGAGGAGGCUCAGAUAUGUGUCUCAGCUGUCCCAAGUCUGCAAGCACAACUGGAGGCAGCAAAGAAACAGGCACAGAGCUUUCAAGAGACCAGCCAAGAAGAGCUGUCUGCCAUAAAAUUUCAAAUGAGCACAGAGAUUCUAAAUUAUCAGACAAAAUUCAAGGCUGCCAAUGAAGAAUGUGGGAAACUAAAGGAGCAACUUGAGGAGCAGAAGAGACAACAGCAUGCUACAGAGGAAGAGAUUGCAGGUUUACAAGCUGAAAACACAAGCUUGUCUAGAAAGCUGGAUGAAGCAAGAGAGCAGCUGUCUGAAUUGCAAUCUGCUCGGCUGCAGAAGGAAGAGGAGGUGACAUCUCUGAGAGAACUCUUGGAAAGGACCCAAAAGGAAGCGGAUGAAGCAAAAAAGCAGGCCCUGGAUUACAGUGAGAAACUCAGCAAGGUGGCAGCAGACAAAGACAGCAAUGACCAGAAGUUGUUUGCUGAGCUGGAUGACCUGACAAGAACAAAACAGUUCCUUGAAGAACGUUUAAUAGAACUUAUCAGAGAUAAGGAUGCUUUGUGGCAAAAAUCAGAUGCUCUGGAGUUCCAGCAGAAGCUUAGUGCAGAGCAGAAGUGGCAGGGUGACACAGAGGUUAACCACUGCCUGGACUGCCAGAGGGAGUUCUCGUGGAUGGUGCGCCGGCACCACUGCAGAAUGUGCGGUCGCAUCUUCUGCUACUAUUGCUGCAACAACUACAUGGUGACAAAACCUGGUGGGAGAAAGGAGCGUUGCUGCAAAGCCUGCUUUAAUAAGCCCAGAGUGAUUGUGGACAAUGCAGAUGACUCUGGAUCUAGUGCCAACCAGGAAGGAUCCCCAGGCUCACUGGAAUCACCAGUGUCACCAGUUGCAGGUGAAGCCUCUAAACCACCAGAUGAUGCAGCAUUUGAUAUAAUCACUGAUGAGGAGCUGUGCCAAGUACAAGAAUCAGACUCGUUCCACAGUGAAAGUCAGAUGGAUAGAGAUUCUCUGGAUCAAAGCGUGACAGAUCUCCCUGUAAUUCAUAGUUGGUGGUAUUCCAGACUGUAUCCAGUGCAUCUGCCUUUUUUAAGAAACAGCACGUGUAAUUCUUCAACCUUUGAUGAAUCAGAAGAGUGGCAGGUUGCUCAAGAUGCUGAGAUAAGCUUGUUGAAGUCAGGAGAAAUCAUGGUCAAAUUACCCCUUACAGUGGAGGAGAUUAUAAAUUUUGGGGAAGGCAACAGAGAACUGUUCAUCAAAUCCAGCACUUACAGUAUCAUUCCCAUCACUGUUACAGAGAUUGGGCUGACAAUUAGUUGGAUAUUUUCAUCAGACCCUAAAAGCAUCUCCUUCAGCGUCGUCUACCAAGAAUCAGAAGACACACCACUGGAUCAGUGCAAAGUUCUCAUUCCUAUGACCCGCUGCAAUUCUCAUAAGGAAACUAUCAGAGGGCAGAUGAAAGUCAGAAACUCUGGAAUUUACACACUGAUAUUUGACAACACGUUUUCUAGAUUUAUUUCAAAAAGAGUGUUUUAUCAGUUGACUGUUGAGCGACCUGUCAUCUAUGAUGGAAGUGAUUUUCCAUAGCCUUGAAUAUACUGUGUUAUUUUUAAUUAAAUUUGUAAGAAAUGCUAUUUAUGUAAGCAUUGUGGUUACCACUAUUUGAAGACUUUGAAACUAUGCAAUAGUUAUAAUGCACAUAGAGAGCAUGUAUACACUAGAAAACAAAGCCUUUUUAGGAACACUAAUGGUUCUGUACUGUGUACAGAUUCCUCAGAAGCCAUCUUGUUUGAUUCAACAGGGCAAGUAAUGUUCCAGCCAAAUUUUUUUCAGUGGGGAAAAAAGUAAGUGUGGAAGUGACUGAAAUUCUCUGCUGAAAAUUAAACAUUUCUUAUAAAAAUAUCCUUCAAAAGGAAAUUCAAAUAAAAAUGCAUUACUUUUGUUGACCUCUUCACUGAGGAAUAAACAUACCCAUUUCCAUUCUGCUCUACUGCUCUCACAGUCCAAACAGCAACUAUGCAAUCCUUCAAUCUUUGCAGAUAUAUAUUGUAAUUCAUCUAGAAUUUUUUAUCUCUUUCAAGUUUUAUAAGCAGCAACUAUAGAGUUUUUAACAUUUUGAGCUAAGAUUUGGUAAGUCUUAACUGGCUUUUAUAAAUGCUUUGGUCUUUAAUGCCAGUUACAAAGCAAUAAAACAUGAAGCAACAAUUUAUUUCACUUUUGCUCUUUGUACUCUGUAAGUUGUUCCACUGAAAUCAGCUCAUUUGGUGAGUACCAGUGGCAGAAUCAGGUGUAUAAUUUGUAGAAUAAAGUACUACUCACUGUGUGACACUUGGAAGAAGAGCAUUUCUGCUUCCUGCUGUAGCCUCUUGGUCAGCAGCAUUCACAAGAAAGCACAAUCUCUGAGGAGGCCAGCAAUGUCCUUUCUCUCUGUAGACUAAGUGGAAAGCAGCCGUAAGUUUUGAAUCGGUCUCCAGAAAUCCAUUUGAAAUUGAAUACAUACCCAGCACUUACAGAACUCCCCAUGGGGUAUGUGAUUCUACAGCAAUAGGCUGGUAGCUAAAAGAUGGAUGCGAGGCAGUGUUUGACUGUAGGGAAAUUUCUGGGAAAAAAAAAUACUGUAGAUAAAGCUAACAGUUGCUAAUCAUUCAUUCCGUUGUUAACAAUGUGUAAACACACUGAUCCUGAAGAAGAUUGUGAAAGAAUGACUGCCUUUCAUGGAUCACCUGGACUUUAAGUUGCAUGUUCAGGGCUUUCUAACAAGGACUUGCACUCAGGGUGGCACCAAGCUGGAAUCGGGGCCUUUUCAACGAGGCUGUCUGGCUCCUGGAUGGUUUACUCUUCAAACGUCGCUUCCCAGCAUGUGUGAUGUGCUGUGCUGGGCACAGGAGUUGGCGAGAGGUGUGCGCUGCCUUACUCCUCCUGAGUAACAGGAUGCAGUAAGAGUGAGACCCUUCCCUGGCUGUGUGCAUGAAAAGGAGGUGGACAAGAAACCAAAGUGGGCAAUAAAUGACACAAUUACAGACAUAAAUGCUCUGCUCUGAAUUAUGGCAUAUUUCAGUGUUGAAGCUAUGUUUUUAUUUAAUUGAGCAAGAAGAGUUUAUUUAUUGCUGAAGAAUGGAUACUGUAUGCCGUUUGCUAUGCAAUUUCACACAGCUGUUACUGAGGUCUGCUGCAGUUUUCCUUUAAGCUUUCAGGUGUGAUUUUUAAAAGCAUCUUGUUGCUGUUUUACUUAGAAUACUAAUCUUACUAGGAGAUCUUUAUAAAAAUGCCAAAUGUAAGUUAAAGGGAUGCCGUCAAAUGUUUUAGGCUAAAAUACGACAUCUCUGCUCAGAAGUAUUUAUCUGUAGUCAGAAUCAUUUGACAGGCUUGCCUCUGGAUUUCUUCUCUGCAUCCUUGUUCUUAAGAUUUUUUCAUUCAAUAGCAAAUAUUUUUAAGGCACCAUUUAUUCUUAAAGAAACUGGCUCUGUGUAGUAGGCCAAAUUUUUGCAAGCAAGUUUUUCAUGUAGACAGGCCUGAGGUUUGCCAAAACUUGUGUUUGGAAGGUGGGUAAUAAAAACGCUGGAUGAUUUUCUUUUUAGCAUUUGAGUCUUUCUGUUAGCUUUUCUUCAGGUUUUCCUGUCACAUGAGAGACAGGAAAACCUGGCUUUUUUUGCUCUCCAAAAGAGGACUAAGAGGAGGAGGAGCAAGAACCUAUAGGUUCAAGAUAACAAAUUAUUGUUUGCUUCUCACAGAGGAGAGCAUUUAAACAGAAGUCAUUUCAGAAAAGCAAAUAUUCCAUCAGGUAAAGAUGCAACAAGUGGACAUGAGCUCAGCUGUUGGAAGGAACUGUUCAAGUAAGGGAACCCGUUGUGUCACCUAGAUGAGGGAGUCUUUUCCACCUUGGGCUGUGCGGAGAACACAGCAAAGAACGUGUUCUUGUUACAGAGCUGUUGUGUGACUGUCCCAGAUCAUUUAUUGCUGGAGUCACGGGGCCCCGUUGUAGGACUGCCCACAAGCAUAGGUUUGUGCAAGAGACUUCACUCAAGCACUUUAUACCCUCUAUUAUACCCUUUAUAUUUGUAAAGAACCUGUUCAUGUGAGGUAUGCCUUCAAUGCUGAUAAAUCUGUUUGCCUACAGAGGUUCAGGUGUUUUGUUGCACUGGGCCUUUGGUUAGAAGACCAUCCCCUGCAAUACAAUUAAGAGAAAUACUUAAAAUCAAUCACAAAACUGAUUUAAGGGGAUGUCACGCCUGUGACCUUUAUAUACAAAGAGUGCAUAAAAAGUCAGCAUAUCUAAUUGGGUGUUUUUUUCUGGGUGCUAGAAUAAGGAAGGGUAAUCUGUUAUUUGUUAGGCAGGGAUUUAUGCAGAGGAAAGAAUACAGUUAUUUUAAGAAAAUGACAUAAUUCCUGGAUUCAGCAUUACUCAAUGCUGCUUUAUGAGACAUCACUGAGAUUUGCACAGUAAGAAGUAGCACCUCUUCAAAAGCCUGAAUUUGCUCUUUUUAAAAAUCAAAAUUGCACUAUAGUUUUAAUUAUACUCAGACACUUAUAUUGUAAGUUGUUCAGAAACGUUUUCUGGUUUUAGCUGCCAAAGAAUUGCAAAUCCAUUCACAUCAAAUUUCACGUUCCACGAGGGGGAAAAAAAGAGAUUUAUGUAUCCCAGCAUCUGUGCAGUUACAGAGGUGUAGACAGUCAUGUACUGGAAUGUUUGUUUCUUGAUGCUUUUUUUUUCCUUUUAUAACCUCAGGAAUUAAAAAAAAUAAACUUCUUUAUCAUCCAG